AUUGUAAAUCUACUUUAUGUUGGCACUCGGUUUGCUGCAGCAGAACCUCUAGUUCUGGAUGAAGGCUGGAUUAAAACUGGUCAACAACUACCCCCUUGGCUACGGGGCCACGGAAAUUAUCUAUCCUGAGGGCUACUGCGUAGCCCUAACAAUGACCGGUGGUGGGAGGGAGUGAAUGGAAGGUGAGAGUGGAAGAUGAGUGCGGGGCAGAAGGACAGUUGGUGGUGGGCUCAGUGACUUUCUCACCGUGGGGAUGGCGCAGGGAGGCCCUCAGCUGGACUAUCAGAUUCUGCACGACCUGAAGCAGCGCUUCCCCGAGAUCCCCGAGGGAGUGGUGUCUCAGUACCUGCUGCAGAAUAACAACAACCUGGACGUGUGCUGCCACCUGCUGGCGCAGGAGAGUAACCGCUACCUGUAUGAGGAGUACCACAGCUCGGAGGAGGGCCGGCUGAGCCGCAACCACAUGCUGCACAUCAACCUGGGCAGCCUGGGCUACCCGCUGUCGGAGGGGGGCAAGGCCAACGGGGUGGGGCGCACGCUGGUGCACAGCUCCAGCGACGGACACCUGGAGCCCCAGAGGGGCGGGGCGGGCGGCGCCAAGCAGCCGCAGAUGGUGUUCCCGGAGCCCCACUCUGCGCCCGCCACCAUGGCCCCCUCGCCCGGGUACAACCCCUUCUUCAUCAACGAGCAGGGCCGGUCGGCCGGCACCCCGCCCCCGCACCCCGCGCCCACCUACUGCCCGGUGCCUCGCUACGCCAUGAACCCCAUCACCGUCACGCUGUCCCAGAACAUCCCGGCCGCCCCCCAGGCGCUGCAGAUCCCCGGCUGCGCCUUCGGCAGCGGGGGGAACACGCUGUACAUCCGGCCGGGCCCCUCCCAGAGCCCGCAGCCCUCGCCCUGGCCCUCGCCGGUGCUGCCCGUGUACCAGCCCUCCCCCUACCCCGGCGCCUACCCCUCCAAGCAGAUGGCGCCGACGGUGUACCACUCGCCGCCCCCCGCGCAGUUCCCCUCGCCCUACAGCUCGCCGCAGCACCAGAUCCAGCAGACGUCCCACGUGCUGCUGCCCAUCAGCCCGCCCACCUACCAGCACCAGCAGCAGCAGCAGCAGCCCGUCGCCUAUCUGCCUUACCUGAAGAACCAGAUGGAGAUCCCCCUGGAGGGGCCCCAGAGGGCCCCGCCCCCCCGGCCCCGCAGCAGCUCCCCCGCGCCCGGCCAGCAGGGGGCGCAGCGGGGGCAGAGCUCCCUCUACAUCUCCACCAGCCCCUCCCCCGGCUCGCCGUCCCGCGGGAUCAGCCUGGCCGGGCCCGCGGGGACCUCCUUCCACCCGGGCAUGUACAUCCACCAAAGCCCCGGCCGGCCCCACCCCGCCUCCUCCCCCCAGCCCGCCAACCCCGCCUACACCUUCAAGAUCAAGGUGUCGCCGGGGCGGGCCCAGCGCCCCUCGGAGUCGCCCACCGUGGAGACCGAGUCGCUGCUCAACAUGGUGGACCAGGCGGACCACCCCGCUGCUCCCGCCCCCAUCCUGCCCAUCUCUCUGUUGCCUGGCAACAUCGCCAGCCAGAUUAACCACAUGCCCCGCCGGUCCAGCUCUGGCUCUGACGACUACGCCUACACUCAGGCGCUGCUGCUGCACCAGCGGGCCAGAAUGGAGCGUCUGGUGAAAGAGCUGCUCCUGGAGAGACAGAAGCUGGAGCAGCUGAAGAGCGACGUCAACGACAUGGAGUAUGACCUCCUGCAGAGACGCUUCCACAGAGUCAACAGCUCCAGCCUCAUCCCCAGGCCCGAGGAUAUGACUCGUUUGCGCAGUCUGAACCGACAGCUGCAGAUUGACAUAGACUGCACCUUGAAGGAGACAGACCUGCUUCAGUCCAGAGGCAAGUUUGACCCGAAAGCGAUGAAUAACUUCUAUGACAACAUUCAGCCAGGACCGGUGGUCCCACCCAAACCUGUGAGAAAGGACGGAGGGGGCAGCUCCAAGGCUGCGGGGAGGCCUGCUCCGCGGGACGAGGAUUUUGAAGGGGUGCAGUGGAACUGCGAGAGCUGCACCUUCCUCAACCACCCUGCACUGAACCGGUGUGAGCAGUGUGAGAUGCCCCGCUACACCUGAGCCACGCCCCCUGUGUCUGAGCCACGCCCCCUGCGUCUAAGCCACGCCCCCUGCCUCUGAGCCACGUCCCCUCAUGCCUGAGCCACGCCUUCUCGCACCCGACCCAUGGCUCAUUGUCAGAACCAUGCCCCCUUAUCCCCUAGCCACGCCCUCUACACCUGACCCGCCCCCCCGCCCCCUCAACGGCUGAGCCUCGCCCACUACACCUGAGCCACGGCCCGUAUGAGGAAGACUACCUCCUACCCCCCCCGCUGCGCAUACACCCAGCACCUGACCCAAAACAUGCAUCCCAACCCCCCCUCCUCCCCCCACUUUCAGAGAGGAGUUGCCUGUGAAGAGAGAGAGA
Messenger RNA from Anguilla anguilla (European eel), 2453 nucleotides. It is a transcript of the gene tab3, whose product is annotated as TGF-beta activated kinase 1 (MAP3K7) binding protein 3. The record is from RefSeq and is a predicted model, not a curated record. NCBI's taxonomy places the organism in Eukaryota, Metazoa, Chordata, Actinopteri, Anguilliformes, Anguillidae. Gene Ontology annotation, molecular function: ubiquitin binding. The coding region runs from base 254 to 2107 and encodes 617 amino acids. The transcript has 7 exons. Gene Ontology annotation, cellular component: extracellular exosome.